AUGGCAACAACAACCUACGUUGACCGUGCCCUCGAAGGCGCACAUGAAGCGUACUCAAAACGGAAUUCACGUUCCUUGAAAGCACACCAAGAUGCCCACUCCCAUCUUCCAGGAGGCAAUACUAGGACAGUACUUCAUGCAGACCCAUUUCCAUUGACAUGGGCGUCUGCAAAAUCCGGCACCCUCACAUCUCUGGAUGGCGACACAUACAUCGACCUACUGGGAGAAUUCAGUGCCGGAAUCUACGGUCACUCCGAGCCCCGGAUAGCGGAAGCUGUUCAGGUCGCGAUGUCAAAAGGGUGGAACUAUGGCGGAAACUCCCAGAAAGAGAAAGAGUUUGCUGAAAAGGUCUGUCAGCGGUUCGGUCCAGCAGGCAUUGAGCUUGUUCGAUUUACCAAUUCUGGCACCGAGGCGAAUACUACAGUUCUGGCUGCAUCUCUUGCGAUUACCAAAAGAAAGAAGAUCCUUGUCUUCAGCGGUGGAUACCAUGGCAGUACACUUGUCUUCCCAAUGGCGCUGAUUCAAGGUUCAACUGCGCCUUGCAUGAACUUGCCUCAUGACUUUGUAUAUGCACCUUACAACAACAUCGCUGAGACAAGUGCGGUUUUGGAAGGCCUCCCCAAGGACAGUCUCGCUGCGAUCCUGGUUGAGCCUGUCCAAGGAUCUGGUGGAUGCAGGGCUGCAACUAAAGCAUUCCUACACUUCCUUCGCGAUACUGCCGACAAGACCGGUGCUUUCCUGAUAUUCGAUGAGGUCAUGUCUUCGCGCCUGGGUUAUUCCGGUUACAGCGCCACACAAGGUGUGCGAGGAGAUAUGGUGACGCUCGGCAAGUACGUAGGUGGCGGCAUGACCUUUGGAGCCUUUGGAGGUCGCCGAGAUAUCAUGGAGCUUUUCGACCCUUCCAAGAACCAAUUGUUCCAUCCUGGUACCUACAACAAUAACGCUCUCAGUAUGCAUGCGGGUAUUGUGGGUCUAGACAUCUACAACGCAGAUGCAGUCGAUCGACUGAAUAAGCUCGGCGAAAUCUUGAAGGCCAAAGUCCAGCAGAUCUUGAUCGACAAUGGUAUAUAUCCUGACACAGUCAAAAACGCUUCUUCGAACCUUGUCGAGAUCGACAGCUUCAAGCACGGUCUUACUGUACAGCUUGACGAGGACACUACGACAAAGCUGAGCCUCCCACCAAUGUUCAUCACUGCACGAGGAAGCAUGCUCAACUGGCAGUCGCUCUAUUACCACCACAUGCUAGCGAGGAACAUCAAUAUUGCUGUAAGGGGUUAUACACCACUCACCCUCUGCGCGACAGAAGCGCACAUAGACGACUACGCAAACGCUAUACAAGAGUUUAGUGGUAUAUCAACAGAGAAUUAG
Molecule: messenger RNA, 1368 nt
Organism: Bipolaris victoriae FI3
Lineage: Eukaryota; Fungi; Ascomycota; Dothideomycetes; Pleosporales; Pleosporaceae
Exons: 3
Coding region: 1-1368 (455 amino acids)
Molecular function (GO): pyridoxal phosphate binding; transaminase activity
Source: RefSeq, a predicted model, not a curated record